AUGAUUAGCAACAAAUACCUGGUCAUCAUGCUGCCCCACAUCCCCCGGAUGAGUGCCCGUGUGGCCGGAGCCGCCGUGACCAUGGUGUGGGUGGUGUCCCUGUUGGUCAGCAUCCCGGCCGCCAUGUCCACUAAGGUCGUGCCGUACGCCAACAACGGCAACACCUUCUGUGGGCAGAUCUGGCCCAUCCAGGAGGAAGCUCGGUACAAGGCCUACUACCUGUCUAUGCUGGUGUUGGAGUUCCUCAUUCCCGUCAUCAUCAUGACGUUCUGCUAUGUCUUCAUCGUGCGGAAGAUAUGGAAGAGACAGGUUCCAGGUUUCCGAACGGACGAGCAGAACCAGAGCAUCAUGCGCUCCAAGCGGCGGAGUGUUCGUCUGCUUGUGGUGGUGCUCGUUCUCUUCGUGCUGUGCUGGGGUCCGUACCACGGAUAUUCCGUCGCCAGGGACUACUUUCCUUACAGCUUGUCGAAGAACAAGCUGAACCUCCCCAUUUUCUACGUGGUAGAGGCCCUGGCUAUGGGCAACAGCAUGAUCAACACCGUGGUCUACAUCGCCAUGAACGACAGCAUCAAGAAGUACAUCAAGAAGAUCCCUAGAAGCUGCAAGGCUGCAUGGGUUGCGAGACAAAACCGCAAGGUGGCGCCCACGAACGUCAGACGGAGAGGCGACGCUGAGAUGAACGCCAGGAAAAACCCUUUGCUGAUUUCCACCAUAUUCAGACCUGUCCGUGUCGACGCGUUUGUCCAGGAGUCGCGAUCAACCCACGUGUGA
Molecule: messenger RNA, 771 nt
Organism: Branchiostoma floridae (Florida lancelet)
Lineage: Eukaryota; Metazoa; Chordata; Leptocardii; Amphioxiformes; Branchiostomatidae
Product: prokineticin receptor 2-like
Exons: 4
Coding region: 1-771 (256 amino acids)
Biological process (GO): neuropeptide signaling pathway
Cellular component (GO): membrane
Molecular function (GO): neuropeptide receptor activity
Source: RefSeq, a predicted model, not a curated record